Odontomachus brunneus is the source of this 2946-nucleotide messenger RNA. Its product is annotated as phospholipase B1, membrane-associated-like. Gene Ontology annotation, biological process: phospholipid metabolic process. Lineage: Eukaryota; Metazoa; Arthropoda; Insecta; Hymenoptera; Formicidae. Gene Ontology annotation, molecular function: glycerophospholipase activity. The record is from RefSeq and is a predicted model, not a curated record. The coding region runs from base 311 to 1570 and encodes 419 amino acids. The transcript is spliced from 7 exons.
CUACGAGUAACAAGUUCUUCCGACGCGUUUUCCCCAUGAUUUUUAUCCGCUGGCGAGGUUUAAGGUUCAUCGUUCUGGCAUGGUCGCGGCGGUACAUUACGGCUACCUUGGUCGAUCGUCGGAGUCGUCGGACAAGCUGACCAAGGUCAUAGUUGUAUCCGAGUCUUCUUUGUAAGUUGAGUUUCGCGAAGGAGCAUUGGUCAUCUCGAUCUCGAGCGACAAGGUACAUCUUCAUACGCGAGUAUUUCAAGUUCGGUUGGGUGCUCUUCGAAGUGGUUCUUCCGGUCUCGUCUGUUUAUGCAAGAGAACGAUGUGGAAACGGUGGCAACUCUGUUGCAUCCUAUUAUACUUGUGCGCGGAGGUGUCAACUCAGAGAACUACUCUCGACUCGCCCUUUAAUGUGAUGAUGUUACGUGUUUUGCGUAAUUGGACUUUCGACACUUUCGGUAAGACAGGAGUAGAAGGUGGGAAAAAUAUUCAAACAGCAAGAAAUGCACAGACUACGCAGGAAAUUGUUCUCGAUCAUGUCUCCUUUCCUUGUAACGUAACAGGUGGUAGAUCGCAAAUGGUACCGGAUUCGGUACAUAAUUUAAGGCCGGGCGAUAUUGAUGUCAUUGCCGCGAUGGGUGACUCUUUAACGGCUGGAGCUGGGAUUUUCGCGAACAAUCUACUUCAAGUUAUCAUAGAAAAUAGAGGAGUUGCUGCGCUUGGUGGAGGCCAACGCACAUGGAGGCAAUAUAUGACGCUUCCAAAUAUUAUCAAGGAAUUCAAUCCCAAUUUAAUAGGCUAUGCAAUGGAAGAUUCGUUGACGACUCAUGAGGCAUCGCAGUUAAAUGUCGCUGAAAGCGGUGCUAUGUCUGCAGACAUGCCUUAUAUGGCGGAAAUAUUGGUCAAGAGAAUUAAAAAUAACACGAAAAUAGAUGUGAAGAAGCAUUGGAAGUUAAUCUCAUUGAUGAUCGGAUGUAACGACUUUUGCAGCAAUAUAUGUUGGGUUCCUUCGCCUUGGUCAAUUCUCGAAAAACAUAAAACAGAUUUGCUUAAGGUUUUGAGAACAUUGAGAGAUAAUUUGCCGCGAACAUUGGUAUCGUUGAUUCCGCCACCACAUAUGAAAACCUUGAUUGACAGCCGUAAGGGUAGACAGUCUUUAAAAUGUUACCUCACAACGGAUUUUGAAUGUUCUUGCAUAUUUGGUCUUAGAUUUCAGAGUUCUUUACCAGAAUAUUAUAACAUCAUGAGACGAUGGCAAGAGUUGGAUAUAGAAAUCUCUACUUAUCCCGAAUUCCAAAGAGAUGAUUUUGCAGUUGUAACACAACCUAUUACGUUGGAUUUGAAGAUACCAUCUGCUUCGGAUGGAUAUGCUGAUAUGACAUACUUCAGCCACGAUUGUUUUCACCUCACACAAAAAGCUAAUGCUCGAUUUGCAAAUGGUGUAUGGAAUAAUAUGUUGGAGCCGAGUGGCGCUAAAACGACAAAUUGGCAGAACCUCUUUGAAAAGUUUCAUUGUCCGACACCGGAAAGACCAUAUUUUGCAACAUUGAAAAAUUCGGGAAAAAAUUUUCAGAGAAACUAGUUGUUGUCCAUUUGAAGAAAACUUGAUGAAAGAAUAUCGAUUGCGUUACUGAGUAAUCAAUCAAUCAAUUGUAAUGCGAUAAUACGGCUUAUAACAAGAGUGCCAUAAUUAUUUAAGUGCAAUUGACGCUGUCAAUUAUAACAGAGGACCGCGAGAUUAAAAAUAAUGUCACGGCCCUUUAUAGUUAAUUUACGAAUUGGGACAGAUACGUGAGUGGUAUAUUUCGUACAAUCUCCAAAAUGUAAUUUUACAAAUUGGCAAUUUGUAAUAAAUAUGAGGAGACGUAUGUAUAAAUGUAAGCGGAUAUAUCAAUGUAAGAAACGAUUUGUCAUAACGUCGCUUCUUAGCGUCGUCGCUAUUACUUCCUGAACUAUCAUAUAGGGUUACGAAAGAAUGCGAAGGUAUCUUGAACAUAUUCGUUAUAAAAGUGAGAUUUAUCGGUAAGUUGGAGGUCCAUCCGCUUGAUUUAUGUUUAGUGCUGUUAUUUGGUAAUGGCAGUGAAGCGGAUUUACCUCCUCACGUACAAUUUAUGAGCAAAUCGCCAAGCUUUUAAUACGCUCCAAAAAGAUCAUGAUCAUGAUUUGUCAUAAAAAAUCGGGCAAUAGUUCAGUACUUGGACUACUUAAUGCCUGUUUAAUGACGCAAUGAUAUCGUUUGUACACAAAUAAUCACAUUUAAAAAGCAUCUUUAAACUCUUACAUCACGAGAUGCGUUUACUAGAUAUUUACAAGCGUAAAACAUAAUAUUAAAUAAAAUAUAACAUUAAUUGUUUAUUUUAAUUUCGCUUAAAUUAUAUUUUAAUAAUGCAAAUCUUCCAUAUUGAUUAAUAUCAGUGUCGAUUGUUAUUUGCUGUUGUAACCUUAUCAGCGUCUGAGAAAUGAAAGAAUAUUGACGGUGUUGAGAUAACUGCACGUUACUAUAAAAUCAGUGCUAUCAAGUAUGUUUAAUGCACGAUACAAAAUUCUGUAAAAUCAUUUGACAUUAAUAUAUAAAGAGCAACAUACAAAAAAUACAGAUACGAUCGAUUGAGAAAGAAAAGUCUGCGAAAGAAGUAAUUUAAAUAAGUUUAUGACAAGAAUAGUGCAUUCACACAUUGCAUUAACGAUAUAUUACGAUGAAUAAUCUGCUGGAAAGUAUAAAUAGACCAUCAAAGUCAAAAAUAUAAUCAGAAGUGAUAAUUAACAUGAUGUAACGUAGGAGCGUAUGAAAAUAAAUCGUUUUGUGUUUAUGAUUAAGUUAAGCGAAAGGACACAAUUCUAUUGUAUAACGGAAAUGAAUGGUUCUUAUCGCCGCGACGUCACUGUUGUGUCAAAUACAUGACGUAUUUUGACACAUAUUAUAUAUUCUUGAUCUCUCCCUAUCAGAUAUUAAAAAUG